Molecule: messenger RNA, 1615 nt
Organism: Prosopis cineraria
Lineage: Eukaryota; Viridiplantae; Streptophyta; Magnoliopsida; Fabales; Fabaceae
Product: homeobox-leucine zipper protein HAT5
Exons: 3
Coding region: 374-1303 (309 amino acids)
Biological process (GO): positive regulation of DNA-templated transcription
Cellular component (GO): nucleus
Molecular function (GO): sequence-specific DNA binding; DNA-binding transcription factor activity, RNA polymerase II-specific
Source: RefSeq, a predicted model, not a curated record
UGCCUUCUUGGAGGAAGAAUCUCUUCCUUCCUUUCUCUUCUUUCUCAGACCAAACCAUUUUUCCUUCUCUUUGAAACCUCCCAUCUCUCUCUCUCUCUCUCUCUCAUUCAAAUACUCUCUACCCUCUCCCUCUACUUCUGCCUCUGUAAUUUAUUGAGAUCUGACAAUCUUCAUCUCUCUUCCACUCCCUGCCACUCUCAUGGCUAUGAUUUCUCCUUACUCUCAUCAUUCCCACAUUACUCUUAUUCUCAUCCCUUUCUUCCUUCCUUCUUAAAUUUUCGAUCAAACCCCACUUGCUGUUUUCGUCCCUAUAAAUGUUCUUAGCCCCUGAAACUCAAGAUUCCCAGAAACCAUCCCCACCCUCUUAGUUUGUAUGCCCUCCAUGGCUGGUCCUAAGCUUUACGCUCCCUCAAAUCUCACAGCCUUUCUUCAAAACGAAACCCUUCCUUCCCCCUCUCAUGUUCUUGACUCUUUCUUGCUUCACCACUCUGAGCUCUCCUUUCAAGGUUCGAAACCUCUGGUUGAUUUCGAGAAUGUUAGUGGAAGCACAGUCACAGAAUUGCCAUUUUUCCAAGGUCUAGACAAAGAAGAGACCACUGAAGAGGAAUACGAUGCCUGCUUUAAUCAACCAGGGAAGAAGAGGAGGCUCUCGAGCCAACAAGUUCAGUUCCUCGAGAAGAACUUCGCGGUAGAAAACAAGCUCGAACCCGAAAGAAAAGUUCAACUCGCUAAAGAACUCGGCUUGCAGCCGAGGCAAGUCGCUAUUUGGUUUCAGAACCGAAGAGCUCGGUUCAAGACCAAGCAGCUCGAGAAAGACUACGCCACCUUAAAAGCUAGCUACGACAAACUCAAAGGUGACUAUGAUGGUUUAAUUCAGCAGAAUGACAAGUUAAAAGAAGAGGUGAAUUCUCUGAAGAACAGGUUGGUGGGGAGAGAUAAAGCGAAAGGAGAGAAUUACGGGAAGUGUGUUGUCGAUGUUUUGAUCUCAAAUAACGGAGCUUCCUGUGAAGAUGGGUCGAAAGUGGAAAAAGUCCCUACAGUAAUAUGCAAACAAGAAGAUGCUAAUUCGGCUAAAAGUGAUGUGUUUGAUUCAGAAAGCCCACACCAAACUGCAGAUUCGUCCCAUGCCUUCGAAGCUGCAGAUCACUCAGAUUUCUCACAGGACGAAGAAGAUAACCUGAGUCAUCAUAACCUCUUGAGUCUGCCAUGCCUGCCAAAGGUUGAAGAAGAGCCCUGUAACUUCGGAUUCCCAGAUGAUGAAGAUCAACCCUUCUGUUUUUGGUCUUAUUAUGUUAGUAAUUGAAUUAUAUUCCUAGCUGUAACUCUGCACUACAAGCAAUAAGAAUAUUAUCAAUCUAAGUUUGAACAAAAGAUAAUGGGUUUUGCAAAACCCAGAAAACUAGUUCAGAUUAUGAGUAUUUGGUAUUGCAAAAUCGAGAGAGGGGGGGGGGGGGGAGAGAGAUUCCGUGACCAAAACGUUGUUUUCCUCUUUGAAUUUGGAGACUGUCUCUGUGUGUCUAGAAUCUGUAACAACCAUAUGUUGUUGCUAUUGUAUUGUGCUCUGCAAAAAUCUCUCAUAAUUCAACACUCUUCGGUAAUCAUAAUUUACUUUUUA